AGCUUACAACGCAGUUUAUUUAAUACUGAAUUGGAAGUUUGCAAUAUUCGGAUUGUCCCUAUCUGUUCUUACGUGUAUGUCUAAUCACCGUUGCAUUCUGCAUGGUGUAUGCAGACGAUAUUGUCCUGCUAGGUGAAGGUGCUAACUCAAUGCAAGGCCUUGUGAACGCGCUGAACAGAAAUCUGAGUUUUUGGUUCAGAUGCGUUCCUCUGGCAUCUGUCAAAUGCAAGAACAUUUGUGUUUUAUCGAAAUCAUCUCACCAAUUCAUUAGUUAUUCAAUUAUGGCGAAAAAUACUGGGGAUACAAAAUUCCGAAAAGUUAAUAUUGAUCAAUUGACCGAACCAGCAUUUCAAGAUGAGUCAGUCGAUGACAUGAAACCGUCUAGUCUAAAUCUGUCUGAAAUCAAUGAUUUAAUCGCAAGUGGACGAUCUACUGAGGCUAUCUUAUCCAUACUACAAAAUGCUCCAAUCGCUUCGAAAGAUCAGCAAGUUAAAGACACAGUCUUCAAGUUAAUGAUGCGUUUAUUGUCCCAGUUUAAACCAAAUCAAAAUAUCGAUGAGUUUUUGUCAACUAUGGAUCAAGAGAAAAUUGAUAUACUAAUGAAAUAUAUUUAUCGUGGAUUUGAACAACCUCAAGAGAUCAGUUGUGCAACAUUACUGACAUGGCAUGAAAAGGUAUAUACUUAUGGUAAAGCUGGUUCCAUUGUACGCGUUCUGACAGAUCGCAAACGGGUUUAAAAGGGAUUCUAUGUAUGUAUUUUUGUAUGCUUAUUUACUCCCCACUUUUUUAAAAAUUCAACGACGAAACGAGAUGUCUCACUGUGCUUUCACCAACACUAAACCUUAGUGUUUAGGCUAGUUGGGUUAAUUUCUAAAAGAAGUUUCAUUAACAUGGGAACUACUACCUUUUACUCAUAUGUUUUUUCAAAUUCAUUUUGCUCAGUUAGAUAAUAUACGAAAAUAAACAUAUUCAGCUAAAAGUUGCCUCCUUCCUUUGGUCUAAUUUUUUUCUCUUAUGGAUAUGUUAAAUUGUGACAGUUUGAGGGAAAAAGUUUACACUGAACAAUGCUUGAUUACAAAUUGUUGUAAAUAAAGAAUUUUCAAAUGUUUCACAAUGAUUA
Molecule: messenger RNA, 1120 nt
Organism: Heterobilharzia americana
Lineage: Eukaryota; Metazoa; Platyhelminthes; Trematoda; Strigeidida; Schistosomatidae
Source: the annotation of a GenBank genome assembly